This is a messenger RNA of Pongo pygmaeus (Bornean orangutan), 3228 nucleotides long. RefSeq names its product RALBP1 associated Eps domain containing 1 (gene REPS1). The transcript is spliced from 20 exons. Gene Ontology annotation, biological process: endocytosis; endosomal transport. Gene Ontology annotation, cellular component: plasma membrane; cytoplasm. Lineage: Eukaryota; Metazoa; Chordata; Mammalia; Primates; Hominidae. Gene Ontology annotation, molecular function: calcium ion binding; protein binding. The coding region runs from base 641 to 3031 and encodes 796 amino acids. The record is from RefSeq and is a predicted model, not a curated record.
CUCUCUCUUCCCGGCCUCACAUCCGGGUCUGGAGCGCGGCCGCCGCUGUCACUGUUGGUGCGGACGCGUCGGGGUCGGGCCGGGGUGCUGUAAAUGGCGGCGGAGGGAGGCGGAGCGGCGGCCACGCUCAGCCCAGAUCCUCCGAAACUUUAGGUUCGAAGCCCCACAACUUUCCGGGAAGCGCUGCCGCUCCGGAGGCGUGGACGGAAGGGGAAGCCGAGGCGGGAAGUGUGGGGGAAUCGGCAGGGAGCCGGGGAGACUCGAACCCGCGGCGGGGGCGGAGUCCGCCAGUGCCUCGCGCCUCCGCGGCCCCGGUCUCUUUCUCUGCACCCUCCCCGCGGCCGCGGCCGCGGCCGGGGCCGGAGUCGGAGCCGCAGUCGCAGCCGCAGCCGCGCGCUGCGCCGAGCCCGGGACUGCGCCGGGCCUCGCAGGCGGCGGCGCGCCGAGCGCAGCCGGGCCCCCUCCUCGCGACCUCCGGGCCCUGUUGCUCGGGCGCACCUGGCGCGUGUGAGGCCGGGGCCGGCGGCUUCGGGAAGCUAGCAGGAGGCCGGGCCACGCGCAGCCCCUGCCGGCUCAGGGUCCUGGGGCCGGGCCCCGAGUAGUGCAUGCGGGGCGGGGCGGCCGUGAGCCGGAGGCGAAGAUGGAAGGCUUAACGCUGAGCGAUGCGGAGCAGAAAUACUAUUCAGAUCUCUUCUCCUACUGCGACAUUGAGAGCACGAAGAAGGUGGUGGUCAACGGGCGGGUGCUGGAGCUGUUCCGGGCCGCGCAGCUGCCCAACGACGUGGUCCUACAGAUCAUGGAGCUUUGUGGUGCAACAAGACUUGGUUAUUUUGGAAGAAGUCAGUUCUACAUUGCUUUGAAACUUGUAGCUGUUGCCCAGUCUGGUUUCCCUUUAAGAGUGGAAAGUAUAAAUACAGUAAAGGACCUUCCUCUGCCAAGAUUUGUUGCUUCAAAGAAUGAACAGGAAUCUCGCCAUGCAGCCUCAUAUUCUUCAGAUUCUGAAAAUCAAGGGUCAUAUUCUGGUGUAAUUCCCCCACCACCUGGCAGGGGGCAAGUGAAAAAGGGAUCCGUAAGCCAUGAUACAGUUCAGCCUCGUACAUCUGCAGAUGCACAGGAACCUGCAUCCCCAGUAGUUUCACCACAGCAAUCCCCACCAACUUCUCCACACACAUGGAGGAAGCACAGCCGUCAUCCCAGCGGUGGGAAUAGUGAGAGGCCUCUUGCGGGACCUGGGCCAUUUUGGUCUCCCUUUGGUGAAGCACAAUCAGGUUCUUCUGCUGGUGAUGCAGUGUGGUCAGGGCAUUCCCCACCUCCACCUCAAGAAAACUGGGUCAGUUUUGCAGAUACUCCACCAACCAGUACUCUUUUAACCAUGCAUCCUGCUUCUGUCCAGGACCAGACAACAGUACGAACUGUAGCAUCAGCUACAACUGCCAUUGAAAUUCGUAGGCAAUCCAGUAGUUAUGAUGAUCCCUGGAAAAUAACAGAUGAACAAAGACAGUAUUAUGUAAAUCAGUUUAAAACCAUUCAGCCUGAUCUAAACGGAUUUAUUCCAGGAUCUGCAGCUAAAGAGUUUUUUACAAAAUCAAAACUUCCUAUUCUUGAACUUUCUCAUAUUUGGGAACUCUCAGACUUUGAUAAAGAUGGUGCAUUGACACUGGAUGAGUUUUGUGCUGCUUUUCAUCUGGUGGUUGCUAGGAAGAAUGGCUAUGAUUUACCAGAAAAACUUCCUGAAAGCUUAAUGCCCAAACUGAUUGAUUUGGAAGAUUCAGCAGAUGUUGGAGAUCAGCCAGGUGAGGUAGGUUAUUCAGGCUCUCCUGCUGAAGCUCCUCCAAGCAAGUCACCAUCGAUGCCGUCACUAAACCAGACAUGGCCUGAGCUGAAUCAGAGCAGUGAGCAGUGGGAGACAUUUAGUGAACGCUCUUCAAGCUCACAAACUCUGACCCAAUUUGAUUCUAACAUUGCACCAGCUGAUCCUGAUACUGCUAUUGUUCAUCCAGUUCCCAUUCGUAUGACUCCAAGCAAAAUCCACAUGCAGGAAAUGGAACUUAAAAGAACUGGCAGUGAUCAUACAAAUCCCACUAGCCCAUUACUUGUGAAACCAUCUGACCUUUCAGAAGAAAAUAAGAUAAAUUCAUCGGUGAAAUUUGCUUCUGGUAAUACUGUAGCAGAUGGUUACAGUAGUUCAGACUCUUUUACUUCUGACCCAGAACAGAUCGGGAGCAAUGUAACUCGUCAAAGGUCUCAUUCAGGAACGUCGCCUGAUAACACUGCACCACCACCUCCCCCUCCAAGGCCACAGCCCUCUCAUUCUAGAUCAUCAUCUUUAGAUAUGAAUCGGACCUUUACAGUCACCACAGGACAACAACAGGCUGGAGUUGUUGCCCAUCCUCCUGCAGUGCCUCCAAGACCACAGCCCUCACAGGCUCCUGGUCCUGCUGUGCAUCGCCCAGUGGAUGCCGAUGGCCUCAUAACUCAUACUAGUACCUCACCUCAGCAGAUACCAGAGCAACCAAAUUUUGCAGAUUUCAGCCAGUUUGAAGUAUUUGCUGCAUCAAAUGUAAACGAAGAACAAGAUGAUGAAGCCGAGAAACAUCCGGAAGUCCUGCCGGCUGAAAAAGCUUCUGAUCCUGCAAGCUCUCUUCGAGUUGCCAAAACAGAUAGUAAAACUGAAGAAAAGACAGCUGCUAGUGCUCCUGCCAAUGUGAGCAAAGGCACAACACCACUUGCUCCACCACCUAAACCUGUUCGAAGAAGAUUAAAAUCAGAAGAUGAAUUAAGGCCAGAAGUUGAUGAACAUACACAAAAGACGGGUGUCUUAGCUGCUGUUCUUGCAUCACAACCUUCUAUUCCCAGAUCUGUUGGGAAAGAUAAGAAAGCUAUUCAGGCAUCAAUUAGACGUAAUAAGGAAACCAACACCGUUUUGGCCAGAUUGAAUAGCGAAUUGCAGCAACAAUUAAAGGAUGUUCUUGAGGAGAGAAUUUCCCUGGAAGUUCAACUGGAACAACUUCGACCAUUCUCUCACCUAUAAGCCAAUUGCCGUUAACUGUGAACAUACUUGUUUUUAAGUGGUUUUGGGUUCAAAGCCAAUUUGGAGACCCAAACAUUCAGCUCACUGCUUAACUCAACAUUAAAUUUUAUGAUUCUGUUUUGCCCUAUAUGUUCACCAUUGUAUUUAAGUAUCUUUUAUUUUUUAAUUUCGACAAUAAAAAGGUCAGGAUGACGUUU